CUCGCCGCCGUCCUCCUUCUCUCCGCCGCCGUCACCACCCUCUCUAGCUUCGAGGAUGAGAACAUUAUCCGGCCAGUCACCGAUCGGUUCGAGUCGAUUUAGCCGGCGAUCAUCCUACCACUGGGGCAUUAGAGGCUGCUUAUACACAAUUGACUGGAAAGGAAAUAUCUCUAUCAGAACAGCAACUUGUAGAUUGUGCUUCUGCAUACAAUAAUUUUGGAUGCAAUGGAGGCUUGCCUUCUCAGGCCUUUGAGUACAUCAAGUACAAUGGAGGCCUCGACACUGAGGAGACGUAUCCUUACCAAGGUGUCAAUGGUAUAUGCAACUUCAAGCCAGAGAAUGUUGGUGUCAAAGUUAUUGAUUCAGUUAACAUCACACUGGGGUCUGAGGAGGAGCUUAAACAUGCAGUUGGACUGGUUCGACCUGUUAGUGUUGCAUUCGAGGUUGUGACUGGUUUCCGGUUCUACAGGAAAGGAGUUUACACGAGUGACACUUGUGGGAAGUCUCCAAUGGAUGUGAACCAUGCAGUUCUUGCUGUCGGCUAUGGAGUUGAAGACGGUAUUCCCUACUGGCUUAUAAAGAACUCAUGGGGUGGAGACUGGGGUGAUCAUGGCUACUUCAAGAUGGAGCUUGGCAAGAACGUGUGUGGCGUCGCGACUUGUGCAUCUUACCCCAUUGUUGCUGUGUAGAAUCUUCCGUAACAUAAAAUGAUGAGCGUAAAAGCUGUUAUCUUUAGCAACGUGUGAGGGUUGAUUGAAGGAAAAUAUCAUAAUAAGUGGACGAUGUGGGAAUGUGAUGAAAUGCAUUAAGUUAGCAUGCUCAAUAUGUGAACUUUCUGUUUUGGUUGUAAUAUAUUGGUAGAUACUCGUAAUUUUCCUAGUAUUAAAUUCUCUUUGUUGAUGUCAA
Molecule: messenger RNA, 906 nt
Organism: Phalaenopsis equestris
Lineage: Eukaryota; Viridiplantae; Streptophyta; Magnoliopsida; Asparagales; Orchidaceae
Product: cysteine proteinase 2-like
Biological process (GO): immune response
Cellular component (GO): lysosome
Molecular function (GO): cysteine-type endopeptidase activity
Source: RefSeq, a predicted model, not a curated record